UCCUGCAUCAGCUUCUGUCGCGCCACCCUUGUGUCGUGUCUGUCAGCUAGCCGCUACUUUCUUUAAACAGCCCGAAUGAAUAUAUGAAGCGUCUGUCAGGGCAGUGACAUUAAACACACACUUCAUGGGGAAAUAAACCGAAUUCAUUACAGAAACUGCAGUGGAACGACUUGCUCGUGUGAAGAUAACUGUUUCAAACGCCGCUGUUUACAUUUAUGCAAAGUUUCCUAAAAAGGGUUGUUUAUGUCUUGAUCAUAUUUCUAUAGCAACAAACUGGUUUUCUCAUUUCACUGUUUUACUCCAGACCUCUCAGGAGAGACCAUCCGUGAAUAAUCUGCUCCACCUUUGACUGUUGGGGAUGUGACCCUCUCUCACAUUAUGAUCCCAGCCACUCGUGUGAUCAUGGCCAUCCACCCCACCCUGGUAUUGCUGCCCAUUCUUGGGUUCCUUGUGCUUCCAUGUGAGUCCAUAGAUUCGGACAACGGCUUCCGGAUAGUUUCUAAUAUGACUGUGGAAAAUCCAUUGAAUUGUGACAAGGCAUUGUGUCAACUUCCUGAUUUGUGUACAAACGCCGUUUAUGAUGAAGACACAUCUCGUUGUUAUCUGAUCAGCUGCCCAGAGAACCUCUGUAAAAAUGCCACAAAGAUCAAAGACAUGUUAGCAAAACAAGAAUCUUUCCUUGUGGAAACUGAGCUUUCCCAUCAUUCCUCUGGAAACAACUCCUCCCUGCCUUCUCAAGACGGUUCCUCUGCAAACGGCAGACAACAAUUUAGACCUACCGUUAACAUCUCUAGCACUUCCAGUCCAACAAACCCGCCUGGUUUUCUUAACGGAUCAACAGUUUCUACCAAACCACAGACAACUCCAUCAAAGCAAGCUGCUGGAUCUAAGGAGAUCGCAGGAGGAGUUAUUCCUACAGCAAUUCCUACAAUAACAACAACACCAACUAACACAUCCACUUCUACAACCACGACUACAGCAACCACAACUAAACCCACGACAACAUCCACCAGCACAUCCGUCACCACAACAGUUGCACAAACCACAAUUCCACAACAACCUUCCCCACCUUCACCGUCAGGGGCCGAAACAUCCACCAGCAUCUCACCAUCAGUGCCUACAACACCUCCAUCCAUCCCUUCCUCAAAACCAGUGCAACCUUCUCCAGUAGCAACAUCCACAAAGCCAUCACCAACCACAGCAAAAACCUCAACACGUCCAUUAGUCGUGCCAUCCACACCGCCUAAAGACAAUGGGGACCAAAGUAGGACUGACCAAGCCAAGGUGGAGGUGGCCGGUGACCCUCUCACCAUUCACCUGUUGAACACCAGCUCUCUGCUUGCUGUGCUAAUGUUCGGCCUUCUGUUCUUUGUGGUCACAGUUGCGUUGUUUCUCAAGCAAGGUUACGAGAGCUACAGGCGAAAGGAUUACACUCAGGUCGACUAUCUUAUCAAUGGGAUGUACUCCGAUUCAGGGGUCUGAGGAGAUGGGUUACGUUUCGUUGGAAGAUUUUGACUUUUCCGGGGUUUGCUAGCUGCUCCUCAUGCUCAAAGUGGUAGCACUUACAUUUCAAAAGCCCUGUGCAACUUUCAUUCUUAUAAAAGGGGUCGUUCACCCAAAAAUGAAAAAUCCUUCCUCAUUUACUCAUCCUCAUGUCAUUCCAAACCUGUAUGACUUAGUUUCUUCUGCAGAACACAAAAGAAGAUAUUUUGAAGAACGUUGGUUCCAUUGACUUCCUCAGAAUAUCUUCUCAUGUGUUCAACAGAAAAAAAGUGUCAUGACAUGAGGGUGAAUAAAUGACAAAAUUUUCAUUUUUGGUGAACUGUCCCUUUAAGGAAAUCUUACUGGUGCUCAAAUACUAAAUGUAUUGAGUUAGUUAGUAUGACGAGUGUUUUCUUUCUAUGCAGAUUUAGCUUCCUCGUAAUUCUGGAAAGAUGGGGUGAAGCCUUAGCGUGAAUUUAACCCAUAACCUAUGUUCAACGAAUGUUAUAAAGGAAUUCAUAGUGCAAUAUUUGGAAAUGUUUGACUUGUUUUGCCAUUUAUGUGUUUUGUAACAGUGUUUCAUAAGCAGUUAAAAGGUUCUCUGCAAUAAUUGCCUUUUUUAUGUUUGACUGAAUUGUCCGGGAACAUUCAAAGAAUUGUUUAAAAAUUAUUGUCUUUUGAUCGUCAGUGUUUUUCUUGUGUGAGGAACCAAUGCCAAACCAGGAAUUGCGGCACAGAAGCACAUUGUCAAGCCAAGGGAAUAAAUUAGCCAUUGUGUAUUUAGUGUCUGGAACAAAGAAAAGAUUAUGAUAUUACUGUACGAGAUCUAAGGAAGGCAAGAAGAAUGAUAGUUUGAUAUGUGCCAAAUUGAUUUUGUAAGUCUUAAUAGCUGCAUUGUAUGAAAAGAUAUAUAAUAAAGAAAAGAUACUUUGC
Messenger RNA from Triplophysa rosa, 2415 nucleotides. RefSeq lists its product as uncharacterized. The transcript is spliced from 5 exons. NCBI's taxonomy places the organism in Eukaryota, Metazoa, Chordata, Actinopteri, Cypriniformes, Nemacheilidae. The record is from RefSeq and is a predicted model, not a curated record. The coding region runs from base 379 to 1482 and encodes 367 amino acids.